CGAGGAAGCCGUUUAGAUCGUAGCUGGAAAGGAGAAGUUGAGAUUACAGACAUCCCGCCAGAAUGAUUUCUGCAAGGCCCAGACUUGUUGUACCUUAUGGCCUCAAGACUCUGCUUGAGGGAGUUAGCAGAGCCAUACUCAAAACCAAUCCACCAAACGUCACCCAGUUUGCAGCAGUUUAUUUCAAAGAACUUAUUGUGUUUAGAGAAGGAAAUAAUUCUCUGGAUAUAAAAGAUCUUGUUAAACAGUUUCAUCAGAUUAAAGUGGAGAAGUGGUCAGAAGGAAUGGCACAAGAGAAGAAACCAGAAUGUGUGAGAGAGCCAGAAAGAACAUCUACAGUUUCCCAAGAACCUAAAUGGAUGGAAAAAUCUACGGACACAGAGGAGGACAACAUAACUGCACCGCAGUUUAGCAACAAAACCACGCAGUUCCCGUCAGUUCAUGCUGAGCUGCUCUCAGAGCCUGAGGACGCGCCUGACGUACCUCGUGCUCCUUUGAAACCGACCGCCCCUGAGAAUGCCACCCCGCCCUCACCGCCGUCGCCAGCAGCCGCCUCACCCGAGCUGGCCUAUGUCCCUGCUGACCCAGCUCAGUUUGCUGCUCAGAUGUUAGCAAUAGCAGCAAGCGAAGCAGGACAACCACCACCAUAUUCUAACAUGUGGACCCUUUAUUGUCUAACUGAUAUGAGUCAACAAAGUCGCCCAUCACCACCACCUGCACCUGGGCCUUUCCCCCAAGCAACCCUCUAUUUACCUAAUUCUAAGGAUCCACAGUUUCUGCAGCAUCCACCAAAAGUUACUUCUCCAACUUACGGGAUGAUGGACAGCAAGAAGACCAGUGCCCCACCUUUUAUUUUAGUGGGCUCAAAUGUUCAGGAAGCACAGGAUUGGAAGCCUGUUCCUGGACACGCUGUUUCCCAGUCAGAUGCCUUGAAGAGAUACGCUGCAGUGCAAGUACCCAUUGCUGUUCCUGCAGAUCAGAAAUUCCAGAAACACACCCCCAAUCCCCAGAAUGCUAAUCCUCCUACAAGUGGACAAGAUGUCCCCAGACCACAAAGUCCAGUUUUUCUUUCUGUUGCUUUCCCGGUAGAAGAUGUAGCCAAAAAAUGUACUUCCUUUGGAAGUUACGGUAUUGCUGGAGAAAUAACUGUGACUACUGCCAAUGUUCGCAGAGCAGAAACUUAAAACUGGCAGGUGCCGAAGAUGACACUGUUUGAGCUGACCUUCAAGGUGGAGUCUGCCACCAAGCGUAAUAUAUCAAUAAACUUCAUGCAAGCAU
Molecule: messenger RNA, 1278 nt
Organism: Lipotes vexillifer (Yangtze River dolphin)
Lineage: Eukaryota; Metazoa; Chordata; Mammalia; Artiodactyla; Lipotidae
Gene: CABYR
Product: calcium binding tyrosine phosphorylation regulated
Exons: 6
Coding region: 63-1184 (373 amino acids)
Biological process (GO): sperm capacitation
Cellular component (GO): cytoplasm; sperm fibrous sheath
Molecular function (GO): calcium ion binding
Source: RefSeq, a predicted model, not a curated record